This is a messenger RNA of Drosophila willistoni, 2505 nucleotides long. RefSeq names its product DNA N6-methyl adenine demethylase. The transcript has 4 exons. Bases 743 to 2242 code for a protein of 499 amino acids. Lineage: Eukaryota; Metazoa; Arthropoda; Insecta; Diptera; Drosophilidae. The record is from RefSeq and is a predicted model, not a curated record.
AUGUGAGGAGUAGCAGCUACUUUUCAAGUAUCUGCUCAAAAAUUCAAUUUCCAGCUGAAAAGAUACAAUAUCCAAGGCAAAGGGGCUUGGUACAUUGCAGGAACGAGGGAUAGAAGUAGAUAGAUACAAAUUGGAAAUAGGUAGAAAACAGUCAUUGAAAAACGAUUGCUGACAUGACAUGAUUCUGGCAUGCUCCUCUACACAUACAUAGAUGGAAUGGAGUGAAGUGUAUGUGGAGUAUGGAGCAUGGAGCAGAGAUGUCUAUAGGAAUAGGUAGUAGAAUGAGCGGCAGUCAGCAGGAUUACCACCAAAAAUAGAAGACCUGGCUUAGCAUAGAUAAACUGUGCAUGUGUGUCUGUGUGUGUGAGAAAGGGGCAGAGAGACUACUUGGAAGCAUUAAUCAUUAACAAAUCGCCAAAAAAAAAAACAACAGAAAAUAUCAAUGUAUAGAGGAAAAACCUUAGAAACUCUUUGCAAUUGCAUAAUAUUUCACUCAAGUGAAAUGUUUUUUUUUUUUCUCUUUAACUUUGUGAAUCUUCACUUUCCACUGACAGCACAAUUAAGCUUGGAAUAUACUCGCUAUCAUUUACCAUGUUGCAAGCAAAGCUACUGCGGCAAUAGACAAGCGACAAACGGAAGUCAAAGGAUUGUAGUGACCUCCCCUCCCCAUCAACACCCAAAAUCUAAAUCCUUAAACCAACCAAUACCAAAACCAUUUUGAAAUCGAAGACGAGUAGGAAAGAUGCCAUCCAUAGCGAACAUCAGUAGUAACUUCCUGCCAUUGCCAUUGACGCUGCCACCAGCCUCGAACGAUGUGCGACUGAGUUACGUUGUAAAUCAAGUUGCAUCCUCCGCAUCGUCAAGCUCCUCCUCAUCUGCCACAUCCUCAGUAUCAUCCGCAUCCGCAUCCGCAUCGUCGUCAAUAUCAUCAUUAUUAUCAUCCUCUGCAUCCUCAUUGCCUGCAUUCAGUCCACCAAGGAUUGAGAGUUUGGUGGCCAGUUCAGCGGAGGAUUUGAGCAGCUUUGGCGGUGAUGUGACAUUCGACAUCUUCGAUGACGAUGACGAUUUGUUUGGCUCACCCAUGGCCUUUGAUGCCAGCGAGCAGGGUCUAUGGAAUGGACGUUUUGUGCCCCCGCCACCGCGACCGCCAUUCUUUGUGGAUGAGCCAAUGCCCGUAAGCGAUGGCCUUACCACAUGUGAUUUAUGCUCCUGGGCCAUGCCCACCAAGAGCACAUUUAUGUUUGAGGGCACAAUAGCAGAAAAGGCCACGGAACUGGGCUGGCCACUGACGUUGAUCAUUGUCUCGGUGUUGUCGGCGCUGCUAGGCGCCAUCAUCAUGAUUGCCGUUGUGCGCUGUCGGCGCAAAAAGUCCUCCAACAAUCGAAAUGACACGCACGUGCAAUGGUGGUCUCGCAACAAACGCGCCCACGGCCAUGGUGGCAGCGGUAUUGUCGGCGGUGCUGGUGGAGUCGGUGCGGGUGUAUUGGGUGGAAGUAGCUCAGCGAUUGCUGGCAGCAGUGCCCACAACAACAAUAACACCAGCAGCAACAACAAUCAUCUGAGACGCAGCAACAUAUACACGGCACACCCGGCGGAUAGUAUACGUGGAUUGCAACCGCUACCGCUGCCUAUGCCCAUGUCUAUGCCACUACCUAUGCCAAUGCCGAUGCAAUUGCCAUUGCCACCAACAACUCAACCCACGCUAGGGGGCAGUAGCAGCAUGUCCAUGGCGGCCAUGCCGCCAUCAGCAGCAACAUCAACAGCAGCAGCAGCAGUAGAAGCAAUGGUAGCCAGCGCGCCGCCAAGCAGCAGCAGCAGCAGCGGCGGCGGCAGCAACAGCUAUUUCCAUCCAUAUCAUCAUGCACAUCAUCAUUCACAUCCACAUGCGCAUGGACAUGUCCAUGGACAUGGUCAUCCCCACCAGCAUCAUCACCAACAUCAGCAUCAGCAUCAACAUCAUCAUCAUCAACAACAGCAACAGCAACAGCAGCAGCAGCAGCAGCAACAUAUGCCUCUCUACCCGCAUGACUGUGAUGAUAUUGAUGUUGCCUGUGCCGCUGAUGAUGAGGAUGCCGCCUACGAAGAGCCCGAAUAUCAUCAGCCCCAGCAACUGCGUCCACAUAGCAGCUCCUCCAUGUCAUCGGUCACGUCUUCGCCUUCGCCUUCGCCCGUGCCCACAGCAGACACGGUUGCAUGCCGUUGGCCUCAGGCCUCCACUAGUGCCAUGGUGAUAGCCAGCUGAGAUUCGGCCGACAGCUGCUCCUGGCGGCAGCAGCAGAGCGACGGCGGCGGCGGCGUCGGCGGCAGUACUAGUAACUGGAUCUGGCAGUGACAUGUUGCUGGCAGCAUUGUUGCAGCAACAUUGCAGCCUACUUUAAAUGCGGCACACAAAUUCGAGCGCAGAUCAUAAAAUGGAUUACAUGUAACAAUUUUGUGAAGUUUAUUUUGUGCCACCAGCUUAAAAAGCAAAAGCAACAACAACAAAAAUGUAGCAAGUCCAUAAGC